CUGAGCAUAUUUGAAUAUUGAGUACACAUUAUAAUUACUGCCUAGAUUUGAGAGCAUGUGCAGGUUCAGGCUAAUUCUCCCCUUUUUACUUCUGCAGGAAAAGAACAAAUUCCAGGAUAUCUUUGGACAGAGGCCAACUAAAAGGCACCAUGCCUUAGGAGUUACUCCCUGUAGAAAAUCCUGACAAAUGGUCUCAAACUCUGGGUCCUGUAGCUCCAGCAGCAGGCAGAGUGUAUAAUUUUGAGGUCUGUGAUUGCAUGAAUGACUGAACAACUGAGAACAGAGUCCUGUGCAAGUGACCCUGCAUCAUGACCUCAGUUGAGAAGCGUCGCUCAGGCCGAAAGAGCGGCGGGCAUCGAAAGCAUAGCGAUGGAGGCUAUAGCGACACCUCCAGCGGUGGGUCCUUUCUUGAUGAGACUGACCGUGAGGUCAGCAAUCUGACAGAUCGAGCAUUCAGGAGUCUCUGCAUUGGAGAUGAGGCUGUUUACAAUGACUCAGACCUGUGUUCGUCUUCUCCCUGCAUCCAAAGAGACAGACAGCUGGCCUUUACCCACAGUGGCCAUGAUGGAGACGGAGGGGACAGAGAAAGGGAGGAACUUAAGAGAGCUGCACAUGAGAGCUUCAGCCUCAGGAUGCAGCAGUAUGGACAGGACUGGAUCCAUGGAGGAAUGUAUGGGGCCGAGAUCCAGAGAGAUCCACAGUGGGAGGUUUAUGGGGAAAGGACACAGGGGAGGAUUUCAGCCACAUUCCAGCAAUCCUUUGUGGAAACUUCUCAAAAGGAGAAAGCUCUGAGGGAAGAACAGAUGUCCUUCUUCAGCAAUGGAGCCACAGAGUUGAGUUCGCAGCAACGCAGAAGCCGCUCCAGAGUUUCUUCACUGAUCAGAGCAUUUAACUCUGAGGGACAAAGGGAUGGAGCAGGCAUGGAUGGUAAACUCAGAGAAUGGAAUGAUGACACAAGCUGGGACAAAUCAGCUCUGAUGAGUAUCCAGAGAGAACUUUCUGAGUUCUCUACAUCUUACCACCAGAACUUAAACAGUGGUUAUUUCCCCUCAGCUGGCCCGUUCUCAUCCCAAGACAACAACUUCUACUCCUCUGACGUAGCAGCAGUAGCACACAUGAAUUCUGCGUCCUCUUUUAUGAGAUCUUCCCACAGUAAACACAGCAUGUCUGCACAGGUCAACUGUAACUCUAACUUCUUUAUACACAGUGAGUUUAGUCCCUUCAAGGUGUGGAGGGAUCAUAACAGGUUUCCCUUUCAACAAGGAGAAGUCUCGGGAUUCAUGCACUGUUCAGAGUUCCCUAAAUGGUAUGAGACACCAAUGUACAAGGAGCUCUCACUGGAGGCCCAACCACAGGGUCCUUACAGGUUUGAGGAGAGGGGUUAUAGACACCCAAGGAAUAACUUGGCGCCUGUGGUUCCCCCCACUCUUCCACGCUCGACCUCAACAUCCACAAUGCGGAAGAAAGCCUCAGCUGUGGAGAAACGUUGUGAGUCAGAGUUGACAGGCCAUUACCCCCACAGGAUGCAGACACAGAGCCUGGGAACCAACCGACUCCCAUCCCAGCGACCGUCAACUGCAUCACCUAGCAGCGAUAUGUCUCGACGUGUCCAGGACACCAUCAGCUCCGUCAAAGCCCUUCAGCAAAAACUCAAAAUGAUGACAGAGCAAGAUAUCGUAACAGGGAUGACAGCAAAUCAACAAGGAGUAUUUUGUAGCAAUAAUAAUUUGAUUCCCUAUGGGAACAAUGCAAAAACAGAAGCACCAAAUGUUGUCACCAGCAACACAAGCACCACUCCCUUCAACAUCAGCCAUCUGCUCACACCUUUAGUCUAUGCAAAUCAAGAAGCAGAGACAUCAGAGGUCCGGCAAUAUUCAGCUUCCCCUCAACCUGUGGAACAUGCUCCAGUGCGAGCAGAAAGCAGGGGAGCCACUCCUGAUGUUAGGAUGUCCAGCUACAAAUCCAGAGCCACCAGCCUACUCUUCAAUCUCAAAGACAACAGGAAAAGAGUAAAAAGCACCUACAGCCCCACCAAAUUCAAAGGCUUGGAGACUCCGGAGAAAAACAAACAUCCCCCUGUCCAGGAGCCAAGAGACACUGUAAUAGACAUCCCUGAUUUCCCAGAUCUGGACUUUCAAUUUCUCCAGGCAGAGGAAACAAACAGGACAGCCUCACAUCAGUAUGUAAACCAGUACAAAAAUCCUGGAUUGUCAUUUACAACACAAAAUUUCCAACCUGCAAAUACAGGCCAAUAUUCAGAAUACACAAGUGAUUACCAGACAGCUCAGAUUCAAAGUGAGAUGGCUCAUCACCCUGGGUUCACUGGCUUCAUACCUGAAAAUUGCACCAGCAAUCAGUUGGCUGAUGGACAGAAUUUCCAUGAAGACUUAUCGUCAUUUACUCCCUAUAAUCAAGGCAUGAUCGAUAAUGCAGAGACUCUGGGAGGAGACGCAUACAGGCUUAGCCCAUCUUACACAGCAACAGAGACACCGCAGUUAUAUGCUGACAACAAUCAACCCAGAGAAUAUUUAAUAAGUAAGGCAAAUGCUGAGCAACAUUUUAAUGAAACAGCGGGAGGGGAAUUCACAAAGGUGGAUAGAUAUCAGCAGCUCAACGACAACAAACAUGAUUACAGUAAUGUGUCUUCACAGGAUAGGUGGAGACAGACAAACAGCCAAGACCCAGAAAAUCUCAGUCUGAAAGCUGCUGUCUCUCCAUGGAAACAAGAGGUAACGGCCUUAGUGGAAAAAGACCAACAUGCACAGGCUUACCAAAGAGCAGCUAUGAUAGAGGAAAUAAAUUCACAGAGAGAUACAUACAGAGGAGAAAAUCAGCAUUGUGAACUUGAAGAACUUGAGAAAAUAGAGUCGAGGGAGAGUUUUGGUGUUGAGACAUUUUCUCAUAAAACAGCUGCCGUGGUCAAUCCUAACAUGUCAAAUCAAUUGCCACAAUAUGCUCCAUUUACUAAGGACAUGACAGAAAAUUAUGGACAACAGCAACUCGAAGCUUUUGACAAAUAUGAACUCCAACAGUAUUAUGGACUCAGUGAGGAAAAUGACAUGAAAGAUAAUAAUUAUUUGACACAUAAUUAUAACAUAUAUUCUGAUCAAGAAUACGGAAACCAGCAAAUGUAUUCUGAUAAAGACAAAAGUAUGAUCACGCAAGAAACAGGUCAGAGAAAACAAUAUACUCCUAUGUCAAAGGGCUAUGAAAUGCAAAGUCUCCAGCAAAUACAAGUUAAACCGCAGUUUGAAUAUAAUAUGCAGGAAAAUCCAUUAUCCAGCCUCCAUAAUGCUGCCCCUACAAUGGGAAACCAGGUGAAAGACAGACAGUCUGCUGAGGUCAAGACUGAACAGGCCAUGGCAGGGCACAUGACAGCACAACACGCCCAAGCAGAGCUGGCAGAGGCUCAGUACUGGGCUCAAAUGCAGCAGCCCAAAGCGGAGCUGGCUGGGUUAAUUUUAGCAGGGCAGACUGGUUCAGAGACAGUCAAAGCAGAGCAGGCCAAAGCAGAACUAACAGCACACAAAAGAGUAAACCAGGCCGAACACAUUAAAGAGGAGAAAAGAAAAGACAAACAGACAGAACAGUCCAGACAAAAACAAGAGCAUGUUAAAGAGGAACAGACAAAAGUAGAGCAAAGCAAAGUGCAGGAGGGUAGAGAAGAGCAGAGAGGACAUAUUAUAGAGGAAGCAGGAGCCGAACAUUUGAGAGAGGAGCAGGGUCAGCAGGUCAAAGCAAAACAAGCAGACGCAGAGAAGCUAAAAGCAGAACACAUAAAAACUGAACUGGCAGAGAGCAAGCAGGCUGCACAGGCAAGAAAAGAGCAAGUUAAAACCAAACAGAUCAGAAGAGAAAGGAUCACAGCACAGCAAACUGAGGAAGAACAGGUUAGAGCAAAACAUGUUGAGAGGGAGCGGAUGGAGUCAGAACAAAUCAGAGCACAAAGGGUUAAAGCAGAACAAGCUGAGGCAGAGCAUAGAAAAGCAGAACAAGCUAAACUAAAGCAGAUACAAGAGCAACAAGCUAAGGCACUCCAAACUGAAGCAGAGCGUAGAAAAGCCGAACAAGCUGAAGCUGAGCGUAAACAAGCCGAAGAAGCUGAGGCGGAGCGCCGAAAAGCCGAACAAGCUGAAGCUGAGCGUAAACGAGCCGAGCAAGCUGAAGCUGAGCGUAAACAAGCCGAAGAAGCUGAGGCGGAGCGCCAAAAAGCCGAACAAGCUGAAGCUGAGCGUAAACGAGCCGAGCAAGCUGAAGCUGAGCGUAAACAAGCCGAAGAAGCUGAGGCGGAGCGCCGAAAAGCCGAACAAGCUGAGGCGGAGCGCAGAAAAGCAGAACAAGCUGAGGCGGAGCGCAGAAAAGCAGAACAAGCUGAGGCGGAGCGCCGAAAAGCCAAACAAGCUGAAGCUGAGCGUAAAAAAGCCGAACAAGCUGAAGCUGAGCGUAAACAAGCCGAACAAGCUGAGGCGGAGCGCCGAAAAGCCGAACAAGCUGAAGCUGAGCGUAAAAAAGCCGAACAAGCUGAGGCGGAACGCCGAAAAGCCGAACAAGCUGAAGCAGAGCGUAAACAAGCCGAACAAGCUGAGGCGGAGCGCCGAAAAGCCGAACAAGCUGAGGCAGAGCGCAGAAAAGCCGAACAAGCUGAGGCGGAGCACCGAAAAGCCAAACAAGCUGAAGCAGAUCGUCGAAAAGCAGAACAAGCUGAGGCGGAGCGCAGAAAAGCAGAACAAGCUGAAGCUGAGCGUAAAAAAGCCGAACAAGCUGAGGCAGAGCGUAAACAAGCCGAACAAGCUGAAGCUGAGCGUAAACAAGCCGAACAAGCUGAGGCGGAGCGCAGAAAAGCCGAACAAGCUGAAGCUGAGCGUAAAAAAGCCGAACAAGCUGAGGCGGAGCGCAGAAAAGCCGAACAAGCUGAGGCGGAGCGCCGAAAAGCAGAACAAGCUGAAGCUGAGCGUAAACAAGCCGAACAAGCUGAAGCUGAGCGUAAACAAGCCGAACAAGCUGAGGCGGAGCGCAGAAAAGCCGAACAAGCUGAAGCUGAGCGUAAAAAAGCUGAACAAGCUGAGGCGGAGCGCAGAAAAGCCGAACAAGCUGAGGCGGAGCGCCGAAAAGCAGAACAAGCUGAAGCUGAGCGUAAACAAGCCGAACAAGCUGAGGCGGAGCGCCGAAAAGCCGAGGCGGAGCGCCGAAAAGCCGAACAAGCUGAGGCGGAGCGCCGAAAAGCCGAACAAGCUGAGGCGGAGCGCCGAAAAGCAGAACAAGCUGAAGCUGAGCGUAAAAAAGCCGAACAAGCUGAGGCAGAGCGCAGAAAAGCAGAACAAGCUGAAGCGGAGCGCAGAAAAGCCGAACAAGCUGAAGCAGAUCGUCGAAAAGCAGAACAAGCAAAGUUAGAGCAGAUACAAAAGCAACAAGCCAAAGCAGAACAGGAGAAAGCUAAUGUAGCAGAAGUUGGAAAGUUCAAGGCAAACCACAAUCAAAGUGAGGAUGUUAAACAAGAGAAGGAUCAGGCAGGUUCAGUUGAAGCAGUUCAGGUAAAUGAAAAGCACCUUACAAGACAGAUAAGUAAGUUAGAAGAGAGAAAGGCAGAACAGACAAGGUCAGAACAAACUAAAGUGAUGUUAGCUAAAGCAGAGCUAGCAAAAACAGAGGACAUGUUGGAGAAGGCUAAUCCCCCAGUAAAACUAACAAUGACACAGCAGGUUAGAAGUGAACCAGAUAAAGUUGAGCGAGUUAAGACUGAGUUAGCUAAAGCUAAAGCAGAACUGGCUAAAAUAAAGGAGAAAAUGAGAGGAGAGCAAAAAGAGAGAGUCAGGAAUACAGCACUCACAAAAGAAGAUAAAACAGAUGUUUCUAUAAAGGUAAAUGCCACUAAAAAUGAAGAGUACAAAGAUCAAGACCAGGCAAUGCAAAUCAGUAAACAGAGGGAGGACUCAGUUGCUGUCAGCAGUCAAAGUGUGGAUCAGGCUAACCGAGGGGCUGAUGAUUAUGAACGUCUUAGAGAGAAAUAUGGUUUUAUUGGUACAACUUCACCAAAGAGAAACAAAAGGUCAGCUGCAGGAAAUGUUUCUACAAAUGAUGCCAAUGAAACACCAGCUUUUGACAAAGUUGAUAUAACAAGUAAUGAAAUAUUUGGCCCUGCAAGCAAAUUAGCAACAGUAGACACAGGAAAUAAGGAGGAUGUAGGCAGCUUUAAAUCUGAUGAGGUGACAGAAAGUCAGUAUGUUUACAGUGAGUCUUCCAAAGAAUUCAAAUUAUCUGGUGUUACUGAUUUAUCUACCAAUGUCUAUAAAAGAGCAAAUAGUGACCCUGUUUCCAGUAAAGGGAAGGAUGACAGCAUUGAAAAGUUGGAAAAAUGUGAUCCUCUGAAACACAUUGGUGUUUCACAGCAAAGAGAUUCUGAAUUAACCAAACCACCCCUCCUUGAGAGAAAAUCCAAGUCAUCCGAGCACAGUGUAGGUCCAGGUAAAGAUCAUUUUACCCCUCACAAAGCACUGUCCCAUAAAGAGAGAGCUCAGACCAAGCAGGAGAUUCUAACUUCCAAGAUUAAAGCUCAUGCCGAAAAAGAGAUUUCAGCUAUUAAAGAAAAGGGCUUUGCUGUACGAGAUGGGUUUAUAUUAAAAAAUUCUUCCAAGAUGUUAGCAGGUAGUCAGAGUAGCAAUAUACGGCAGAGGCCGCCAUCACAGGAAAUGACUAAAAAGCAUGAAAGCACAAUGUCCACUAAAAUUACACCAAAGCAUCAUAUGGAGCCUUCAGGAAUACAGAUGGAACCAGUCAAUUCUGUUUCACCUCCCAGCUCUGCUGCAAUACAAGCCAAGCCUGCACCAACCACCAGUCACUUCGAAGACCACUCACAGAAACAAGAGCAUAAACAAUCAAUGAAGAGUGAAGACAACGUGCCAAAAGCAACAAAACAAAGAGAAACAAAACAGACACGAAGUUUUACAGUGAGCAAAGAUGAAAUGGCAGAAAAUCAAAAGAAAGACAGUCAAUCAGGAAUUAAGUCGCCAAUACAAAUUAAAGAGCAGGCAACCAAGAACAUGAAAGACAAACAGGAAGAAAAUUAUGGAGAAAACUCUGGAAAACAUAAAGAGAGACUUAAAGGCAAUCCUGCAGUAAACAGUGACCACCUCAACAAGAAGAAAGAUGAUCCAUCACAAGUUCGGGCUCUGGUUGAAGCUGAAAGCUCCAUACAAAUGAUGACGGAAAAGGUUGAGAAUAAACAUGAAGCAGUUCAUGAAGACUCGGCACCUUCAUUAAAUCUUGUCUUUGGCCAGAAGGAAACCCCAAUAGCUGAUGACAGCUUGCAGAUCAUGGGAAUAAUGGUAACUGUACAAAAAAGAAAGCCAUCUGUGGACAAUGGUCAGAGGAAUAACAGUGCUCUAGAACAAAUGAAUGUAAAAGAGAGGGAAAACGGUAAUUCAGAGCCAGAUAAAUGCCACCCCAGCUCAGGUUUGGAAUUAAGCAAAGGAAAUGUGUCUUCAAAGCUGGAGAACAGAGACAUAGAAAACACUCAUCCUACAGUGAAGGAAGAUCAAACUAAAGUUUGUAUGAAUGAUCAUCCUGAAAAUAUGCAACAAACUUCAGUGCUAGAGACAACACAGAAAAAUAUGUCUGAGAAUGUCACUGUGAAAAGGAUUAAUCGCAAACAGGAGAGUUGUUCUAUAAAUGCAAGACCCCAAAGGGUAACACAACCCCAAGAGCCACUGGCUGAAAAAGGUGUGUCCCCCACCAUCACUGUACGUGCUAAAAAUAAAGUGCUGGCUGAAACUAAACCCCUUCUCUACAAACAGGACAUAAUAUCAAGUGAAACAAAAGACGGUACAAAUGAAGUGCCAAAAGAAAACUCAGCAAAGAGAAUAAAGAAAGACGAAGUCAAAAGUAAUACUGAAGAGAAAAAUCCAGAAAAAGGUUCAGCAGCGCAUACCAAUGAGAACUUUAUGGUUAAAGUGGUGGACACAGCAAUCAACUGCACAAAUAAUUCAAACCGAGCUGAUGUUAAUCAUGAAAGCCAGCCAUCAGUGAAAGAAAAUGUUACAACUAUGAUAAAUCCAUCCAAAACCAGGGACGUUGAUGGCAAGAGUGCUCCCCCAGUGGAAGAAAAGGGAUGUAACGUAACACCACCAAAGCCAUUUAACAAAACCAGUCCAUCCAGCCAUUUAAGUGAGAAUGAAAACACACAAAACAUCUCCAAAACAUCUCCAAAACAUCAGUAUAAGGAGACACACAUAGGAGAAAAUAAUCAAGAGGAUGGUGAAGUGCAUAUAGGCGGCAUUGCCAUCAGAGUAGUUCCAGCAGUAACAGAGAAGGACAACAUGAUGGGAAAACAUCAUGUCACCACUGUCCCUUCUGAUUUAGCUGCAGCAAAUGAAAAUAAGCAAAUUGCAUCAUCUAGCUGCGAAGAAAAAGUAAACACUUUAAACAAUCUUGAAACUUCAGCAAGCAGUGAGAAGCAGAUGGAAGACAGAUUGGAAGACAAAUUGGGAGUACAAGACAUGUUGUCCACUAUGAGAAAACUGUCCAAUUCACUGAAAAUCAGUAAUCAAGAGAGCAGCAUAAACGCAACAAGUGAGAAUACUCAAAAUGGAAAGUCUGAAAAAGGAAAUAAAAGUGAGAAAUCAGAGGAUGAAUCAAAGAUUCCACCAAUAGAGGGGGAUUACUUUCAAGUGCAAGGGGUAGCUGAAGCAAAUAAUGAACCACACAAUCACACAAAUGUUGUCGACACAUCAGAUGCUGGAUCAAAGGGAAGGGAACGUCCAGGAUUACUAUCCAACAAGGCAGUUAUCAUCAGCAAUGAUUCAUGCAAUGAAGGAAAACAUGAAGUCUUUGUUUUGGAUGAAAGUAUAAGGAAAACACUGGAAUCAAGUUCAGUGGGGGUUAAAGAUGAGAACAUGAAAAGAAAAAACAGGGAAACAGAGGAUAAUCGUUCUUCAAAACAGAGUGAUGGUCCCACAGAGAGACAGAGUAAUAAAAAUGAAAAGACGGAUGAUCAGGCUAUUCUUAUCAGGAAACAUCACACAGAGAACCAUUCCAGUAUAUCAGCAAGGGAAGGACAGAAAGACAGAAAUUCACGCUCAACAAGGGAGACCACAAUUAAAGAAAAAGCUGAAGUUAAACCAAAACCAAAAGAAAGGGUAUCCACAAUCCCUGAGAUAUCAGCAAUUGCCGACUACGCCAGGUUAAAAGUAAUCGUUUCAGAUGACGAGACAAACACAAUUCAGGAAUUCCCACCCAACAAGAAGGAGGGGUUCUUUCCACUUAUUCAGAGUCGUCACAGCAGACGCCCAGUAUUUGCUGCUGACCCACAAGACCUCACUGUGAAAGAGAAAAGUUUGCCAACCAAGACAGAGGUCCCUGCAAAAGUGAACAAAGAACCCAAACCCAUAGUGUUUCCCAUUACAGAGAAAGAACACCAGAGGACAGGUAUGUUCAAGCUGGGAGACAAAGAAAGACAAGAGAAAAUGAUAUUAGAUGCCAAAUCCAACAAAGGUGUAUUAGAUACUGGGACAAAGCAUGCACAACAUCUCCAAGAAAGAAACGAGUCGUUAACAACUCAUCUUAAGAACCAGCGAUAUGGAGAACAAGUGGCUGACACCGAAAGAGUUCAUCAAGAGGAACAAAGUAUUCUUCAGCCAAACAAUACUUCCUUGCAAGCAACAACGUCGUUCUCUGCAAUCAACAGACCGAGAAGCUCUUCUGUAAAGCCACUUGAUGAUUUCAAUCCACACGAAAAGCUUUUGGGACAAAUGCACAACAUCAAGGAAAGCACAGUGACUAAGAUCAGGGAAGAGAGAACAGAACAACUGAGACAAGAAAGGAUUGCAAGUCAGCAUGAAGAAACCAAAGUAAAACAGAGUAGAGCCAAACAGUUGGAAGAAGAACAAGUAUCUGGGACAGAAGAGGAGAAAAGAGCAGAAGACAUGCGAGUAAAACGUAUAUUAGAGGAGAAUAGAGCUUCUCUGGCUGAGGAAGAGAGGAGAGCCUCUCAGAGAGAAGAGGAGAGGAGAGCCAGAGAGCGAGAGACCAUUGCUUUGAAAAUCAGGGAGAGGCGGGAAAAACAGAGAGAAGUAGAAAGAAGAGCAGAAGAAGAAAGAGCUGCUCAAAAAGAAGAGGAGCUGAGAGCAAAGCACAGAGAAGAAGAAAGGAAAAUGCAGGAAACUGAGGAGAAGAGGAGAAUAAAGAUUGAGGAGGAGCAUAGAGCAAAACUAAGGGAGGAGGAAGAGCGGAUAAAAGCGAAUGAAGAGAGGCGGAUGGUCAAACAACAAGAGAAGGAGAGAGCUGCUAAAGAGGAGCAACAGAGGAGAGCUGCACAAGAGGAGCAGGAAAGGAGAGCUGCACAAGAGAAGAAGCAGAGGAGAGCUGCACAAGAGGAGCAGCAAAGGAGAGCUGCACAAGAGGAGCAGCAGAGGAGAGCUGCACAAGAGGAGCAGCAAAGGAGAGCUGCACAAGAGGAGCAGCAAAGAAGAGCAGCUCAAGAGAAGAUGGAAAGGAGGGCCACUCUGAUUGAGGAGCAAAGGCGAGCAAAACAGAUUGAGGAGAACAUACUAACAGAGAAAAAGAGGAGAAUGCAAAAAGAGGAGGAGAAAGCUGCUCAAAUUUCAGAGGAGGAGAGGAUCAAACAGAUCCAGGAGCAGAAGAUUAAAGAGCAGAGACAUAAAAAGGAAGAAUGGAUGAGAACUCAGAGAGGGGAGGAGACGAGGAGAGCAGCUGCAAAAGAGAAAACAGUUGUAAAACAAACAGAAGAAAGACAAACCAGAGAUGAGAGGACCAGACUCCUUCAGGAGAGUCAAGCUGAACUGAAAGAGGAGGAGAAGAGAGUAGCACAAGGACACAUAACAGCUCAAAGGGAGGAUGAUAUCAGGAAUAACAAGAGAGAAGAAGAAGAAAAGUUAGCAAAUCACAGAGAAAAAGAGAAAGCCACUCAGUUGGAGGAGCAAAAAGGAGAAGCACAGGGCAUAGAUGCCCUCCAGUAUUAUGCCAUCACUUCAACAGAAUCAGAGAGGAAACCCAGAGAAAGACAACUGAGCUCCUCUUUACCUUCCCAACAAAGACACAAUUCAUCAGGGCUUGGAUCAACUGAAGACACAGGAUCCUACACAAGGCCAUAUCGACCACAUGCUCCUGCAUCUCCAGCUCCAUCUCUGCCCCGCUCCAACACCUCCUCUCCUGCUCUGGGAGUCAAGCCCUCAAUGUUCAGGGUGAAGGAUAACACCAUCAGAGGUUCCUCUUUCACCAAGUCAGUCAAACCACGUUUCCAUAAGAACUUUGGAGAGGAUUUCCGAGUGGGUUCACCCAUGGAGAGGGGCGCAGAGAGAGGAGAGGAGGAACAAGAGAUAAUGAGACGCAGUGCUGGAACUCCUGUGCAUCUCGACACAGGGUUAAACAGACUUGCUGCCAUCAAAGAAUCCUCCACUUUUCAGCCGGCAUAUUCAUCCCAGGAUUACUCAACCCCUUUUCCACAGCACAGGCCUUACUCCAGGAGGAGCAUCGCUCUGGAUGAAGACGACUCCCGCUCUGUUAUCAGCAACAUGUCCGAGGAUGUGGAGAGUUUUGCCACCAGUACAGCAGACCUGGCGGAUGUACGAGGUCUAUACGACUAUGAGAGGCCAGAAUCAGCCUGUAGCUUCAGCAGUGAUGUCUCCCGUUCUUUGGGCAAGCCUCCGACUGUUCCCCCAAAGAGUGAGAAAGCCUUACGCAGAGCACAAAGGUUGACUUCUCGAAGAAUCAAGAAGGAGUUGUCCAAAACUGCAGCAAACAGCCACGCUGGGGUUGAGAAAUCUCUUCAAGAAGUCCCUUCUGCCUCCUCCUCCUCUACUGAGGUACGCUCCUCCAGCCGCCAAGCUGUGGCUUCCCCCCAUUUUUCCUCACCUGUCUCCCUUGCUCACGCUCCAACAUUGGGGUCUAGCUUGCCUUCGUCACACACAGAGCAUCAAUCUUCUCACAGCUCUAUCUAUGCUUCCCCUCAUGCCACUGGUCCUAUCUCCCUUGCAGUUGCUUCACCUCAUGCUACUGCCCCUGUUACCCUUCCUGUUUGCCCGCCUAAUGCUGCUUCCCACAGUGCUGCUCCUAAGAUAGUUGCUCAUGUUCCCUCUUCUCCCACUCUCCAUCAUGCCAACCACCCAGCUCCAGUGACACAGUACCAUGUAGAGUCAAGCUAUCCCCAGUCCUACCCACUGACUCAGCGCAAGGUGCUGCAAGACCUCGGCUCUGGUCAGUAUUUCGUGGUAGACGUGCCUGUUCAGGUGAAAACAAAGACUUUCUUUGACCCAGAAACGGGAAAGUAUGUUCAACUGAAUGUGCGCGAGUCUGGCCAGAGCACCUCCCGACCCCAGCCACAGCAGACGUACCCACAAUCUCAGCUGCAACCCCAAAUGCAGGUCAAGCUUCAACAACAGUCCCAGGCAUCUCCAGCUGGCAAGCCUUUUGUGCUUUAUCAAGGCAACCACGGUUAUCCCCAAGGCUACCAACCUGCUAUCACCUCCCACCAGAUGUCACCCGCCCCUGUGACUCUCCACCAGGACCACCAACCUGUCCGGGAAAGCCACAGCUACGGAUAUCCAGCCCCCGAAAUGGGACAGAACUCUGAAGGGCGUCGCUACAGCCCAGAGAAGACUCCAUACAUGGACACAGUUAAUGAUAAAGACAAAACAUAUAACACAGUUUACAACACACAUGGCCCAUAUGAGUCGUUCCCAGAGUGUGACACAAACAGCCAGCUUGCAGGAAGCUCCAUUUGUGAAAAUGAUAACUCAGCCCACUCAGGAUAUCAGUCCCGUGAUAUAAUAACAAUGGGUGAACUGGAGGACUUUAUGGAGGUGUCUGACUGGUGAGAACAAAGAUUGGUCAAAUGGGUUAAAUAGACAAUUAGCUAAAUAAAGUGUUGUAAAGUGUUUGUAAAUGACCGAAAAUAGUACCAGAAUGUUUUUGGUUUGUAGUUUUAAUAACUCCCCUUGAGAUGCUGUUAAAUUGCUGCUGUUUAUUUUGGAGAUUCAUUGUUGAGCUAUUUUUUUGUGUUACAGAGAAGUUCACCAUUCCAUUUGACUUUUGAAUGUGAGAAGCUAAAAUAUUUUUCUUGUGUAUACAGUAUGAUUAGUACCCCACUGCAUUCUAAACUGAGAAGUAUGUUAUUAUACAUCGAACAGCAACAGUGCGUUAAUAGUGUUUAGUUGUUUGGAGAAACACUGGUUUCUGCUAUGAACACUGACAGGCCUGCUUAAGUUUUCAUCCUUUUUUCUUGUUGGAGAAAUCGUAAUUGUGGCAUUUUGUGAUGCAUGAAAUAUUGUUAAACCCACAAAGUCAAUCAGACAGUGUAAAGCAUAGUUUGUGUAUUCAACCACUGUGUCAAAGUGAAAACAUGGUGAUGUGGUCGUUGCUGUUUUUAAGGUUUAAUUUCAUAAACUAGUCCAUUUUUAAGAAGUUUGUGAGAAUGUUUCUGUGUUGCUGUGAAACAGAGUAGUGUGACAUGGACUUUUUCAGGCAAUAAAAACAAACUUAAUUCAAGCAAAUAACUUCUCACCACAAUGACUGUCUUUCAAAAUCACACUGUAAAGA
Plectropomus leopardus (leopard coralgrouper) is the source of this 13548-nucleotide messenger RNA. RefSeq names its product chromosome 13 C10orf71 homolog (gene c13h10orf71). Lineage: Eukaryota; Metazoa; Chordata; Actinopteri; Perciformes; Serranidae. Gene Ontology annotation, biological process: positive regulation of calcineurin-NFAT signaling cascade. Gene Ontology annotation, cellular component: Z disc. The record is from RefSeq and is a predicted model, not a curated record.